Molecule: messenger RNA, 1095 nt
Organism: Monodelphis domestica (gray short-tailed opossum)
Lineage: Eukaryota; Metazoa; Chordata; Mammalia; Didelphimorphia; Didelphidae
Gene: CFAP68
Product: cilia and flagella associated protein 68
Biological process (GO): flagellated sperm motility
Cellular component (GO): nucleus
Source: RefSeq, a predicted model, not a curated record
UGCUUAGUUUCAUCAGCUUAGCCUAAAAUAUUGGGAGUGGCCUUUUUAUCAUGGCCACAAAAAUUCAAACAAACUAGUAGGGUGAAGAUUCUGAUUUGCUGUAGGUUGAAACCUUAAAAAUCUAGGUUUGAUGACCUGGCAUCUCUUGUGAAGAGUGAGAAAUGGAAGAGAAAAGUCAAGGUUUCACUUACUGUUCUGAAAAAAUUCCAAGCAGGACAUUUUAUUGCAGAUCAUCUCCCUUUAGCUCAGACCAGAAAUUAUCUUUUUCUUGCUUUAUCACAAAUCCACAAUAUGGUUGCCUAAUGCAUGCAGACGGCCAUGGUGAAGUAUGGACAGACUGGAAUGAAAUGUCCAAGUUUUUCCAGUAUGGAUGGAGAUGUACGACCAAUGAAAAUUCUUACUCCAACCCUACCUUAAUGGGCAAUUGGAACCAGGAGAGGUAUAGUCUUGAGAAAAUUGUACAACCACAACCUCUACCUUCCAAGUUUGGUCACUAUUUUGAAACAACCUUUGGUGCCAGCUACAGAAAGAAGCUACCUCCAUCCCAAAGUAGAUUUAAAAAAGAACCUCACUGUUUCCCUGGACAUCAAACUGAGCUUAUUCCUCCUCCAUACAAAGCUAGUGCCACAGGAAGGACAGAUUACAUGAUUAAUUAUUCAGGACCUCAGGCCAACAAAGGCCUUGGAUAUCUAUGUGAUCCCACAGAUGAGCUAUCCUAAGGCCCAACCUCUAGGGAGGAAACAAGACAGGCUUCUUUUUUUUAGAGUAGAUUAUAACUGUGAAUAGUGUCUCUAUUCAAUACAUAAGAAUUUUGUUAUCUGUCACAUAGUAUAGUAACUCUUCUGAGAAUAAAAAAUAAAGCCCUUAAGAAUGAGAAGCUAAUUUCUGCUGGGUUUCCUCCCACCUUUCUUAGCCUAAGAAGUCAAUAUUGCCUUUCAGUUAUUGAAAUGUGGGCACAAUACUUAUAUAGGAGUGUGAUAAGAAGAUAAACUCUUUGGCUUCAGGAGAAUGUCAUUGUGCUCUGAUCUAGGACAACUCCAUCUUGCCUCUCAGUGAAUAAUUAAUUCACAAAUUAUUAAAGCUCUAAUAAUCUUC